CUGGCUGGAUCCAGAAACUCUGCCUCUCCUCUCAUUGGACUGUAACGUGAAGCGGCUGUCAGCCCAUGUGGCGUGGCCAGCCAUUAUACAGCACAUUUAUAUUCAUCCGAGAAGAAAGGGAAAGAAGCACGGAAGCUGAACAGGAGAGGAGCCGGCUAUCAACGGAACCGAACUGAACUGCCUUCCGAACUAAUUCAGCACCGAAACCCGACCUGGUUUAUUAUAUUUUUAAGGACGUGAGAAGAGUGCAGAACACAGUAAUCCAGGAUGGAUGAGAUCGUCAUAGCGGGAAUAUCAGGCCGUUUGCCAGAGUCUGACAACCUGGAGGAAUUUUGGGAAAACCUCAUCAAUGGUGUGGACAUGGUCACAGAGGAUGACCGACGGUGGACACCAGGUCUGUAUGGUCUUCCGAAAAGGAACGGCAAACUGAAGGACAUUAGUCAUUUUGAUGCACCUUUCUUUGGAGUCCACCCCAAACAGGCCAACACCAUGGACCCCCAGCUCCGUCUCAUGCUGGAGGUUGCCUAUGAGGCCAUCGUGGACGGAGGUCUGAAUCCAAGCACCAUGCGUGGAAGUAGGACAGGAGUCUAUAUUGGAGUGAGUGGCUCUGAGGCUGGUGAGGCCUUCAGCAGAGAUCCAGAGGAGUUGUUGGGCUACAGUAUGACAGGCUGCCAACGUGCCAUGCUGGCCAACCGACUCUCUUACUUUUUUGACUUCAAAGGCCCCAGCAUUACUAUCGAUACAGCCUGCUCCUCCAGCCUGCUGGCUUUGGAAAAUGCCUUUCAUGCAAUUCGACAGGGCCACAUCGAUGCUGCCCUGGUGGGGGGAGUCAACCUGCUGCUCAAGCCAAAUACUUCAGUCCAGUUUAUGAAGCUGGGAAUGCUCAGUCCUGAGGGCACCUGCAAGUCUUUUGACUCAUCAGGAAAUGGAUACUGCCGAUCUGAAGCAGCAGUAGCAGUGCUGCUGACCAAGCUUUCUGCAACAAAGAGAGUUUAUGCCACCAUAAUCAAUGCAGGCAACAAUACAGAUGGAUACAAAGAGCAAGGUGUAACGUUUCCUUCAGGUGACAUUCAACAGAGCUUGGUUCGUUUUCUCUACCAGGAGGCAAACAUAUCACCUGUACAAGUGGAGUACAUUGAAGCUCACGGCACUGGAACAAAGGUCGGAGACCCACAGGAGGUGAAUGGUAUCGUCAGUGUCUUCUGUCAGGCAAAGCGAGAGCCCUUGCUGAUUGGCUCCACCAAAUCCAACAUGGGCCAUCCAGAACCUGCUUCUGGUCUGGCUGCCCUGGCAAAGGUGAUUCUGUCUCUGGAGCGGGGAGUUUGGGCUCCCAAUCUGCACUUUAAUGAUCCUAAUCCUGACAUUCCUGCCCUAACUGAUGGCCGGGUUCAAGUUGUUGACCAGCCCAUUCCUGUUCGAGGGGGCAUUGUGGGAAUCAACUCCUUUGGAUUCGGUGGCUCAAAUGUUCAUGUUAUCCUUCGGCCAGCUGGUAAACCUUCAAACUCAACCAUACCAAGGACGCUUCCCAGAAUGCUUCCAGUGUGUGGCCGUACUGAGGCUGCAGCAAAUGCGGUCAUCCAAAAGGGGAAGGAACACAGCUCCGAUGAAAGCUUCUUGUCUUUGCUUAGCAGAGUGUCAGAAAUCCCAGUUGCCAGCAUGCCCUUCAGGGGUUAUACUCUUCUUGGGUCUCAGAGUGACAUAAAGGAGGUGCAGAUGGUGCAAGCUUCUGCUAGACCAUUGUGGUAUAUCUGCUCUGGGAUGGGAACCCAGUGGGCAGGUAUGGGCCACAGUCUCAUGCAGCUUCCUGACUUCAAAGAGUCCAUUCUGCAGUCUGAUGUUGCCCUGAAGGACACUGGCCUGGUUGUGUCUCGACUGCUCAGUGAAGCUGAUGAUACAACUUUUGAGGACACCGUUAACGCCUUUGUUGGUCUUGCUGCCAUACAGAUAGCCCUAAUCGAUCUGCUCAGGAAGAUGGGUCUUCAGCCUGAUGGUAUCAUAGGGCACUCUGUGGGAGAACUGGCCUGCGGAUACGCUGAUGGUUCCUUUACCCACAGCGAGGCCAUUCUGGCUGCCUACUGGAGAGGCCACUGUAUCAAAGUGGCCGACCUACCUGCAGGAGGCAUGGCCGCAGUUGGGUUGACCUGGGAGGAAUGCAUCUCUCAGUGUCCUCAGGGAGUAGUUCCAGCCUGUCACAAUGCUGAGGAUUCUGUUACCAUCUCAGGUCCUCAGGAAGCAGUUCAUACAUUUGUGUCUGAACUAAAAGAACAAGGAGUGUUUGCAAAAGAGGUUCGCAGUGCCGGCGUGGCUUUCCACUCCUACUACAUGGCCUCCAUUGCUCCUAACUUGCUGGCUGCUCUAAAAAAGGUGAUCAAGGAGCCACGCCAGCGCUCCUUUCGUUGGGUCAGCACCAGCAUACCUCAGUCUGAGUGGGACUCUCCUCUGGCUAUGUACAGCUCAGCUGACUACCAUGUCAACAACCUCCUAAGCCCUGUGCUGUUUCAGGAGGCCCUCAGUCUGGUGCCUGAAAAUGCUGUGGUGGUGGAGAUAGCUCCUCAUGCUCUGCUGCAGGCCAUCCUGAAGCGUAGCCUGAAGCAAUCCUGUUCAAUCCUUCCUUUAAUGAAGAGAGGUCAUGCCAACAACCUUGAGUUCUUCCUCUCAAACAUUGGCAAAAUCUACAUGAAUGGGAUCAACGUGGAUUCUAACGUCCUGUACCCUGCGGUGAGCUACCCGGUCCCAGUUGGCACCCCGAUGAUCUCUCCAUUAGUGCAAUGGGACCACACUCAGACUUGGGAUAUCCCUAAAGUGGAACAUUUUUCCCACAGCUCAGGAUCCAAGUCUGCUACCAUCUAUAAUAUUGAAAUAAACUCUGAGUCAUCAGACAACUAUCUCAUUGAACACUGCAUCGAUGGACGCUUUCUCUACCCAGCAACGGGUUACCUGGUGCUGGCCUGGCGCACCUUGGUCAGGAGUCGUGGGAUAGGGAUGGAAACCACUCCUAUCAACUUUGAGCAUGUGAAGAUCCACAGGGCUACUAUCCUGCCAAAGACUGGCUCUGUUCAGUUAGAAGUGCACCUCAUGCCUGCGACUAACAAGUUUGAAGUUUCAGAGAAUGGUAACUUGGUUGUUAGUGGUAAGGUCAGCAUCCUUGAGGAUGCAGACCUUAAUUUGUUCCAAGUUUCAAUGAACCAGAAAGAUGAAAAACCGAACGACUCAAAUAUAAAGCUUACGUCACAUGAUGUCUACAAAGAACUGCGACUGCGUGGCUAUGACUAUGGAAAGGCUUUCCAAGGCAUCUUGGAGUCCAGCAGUGAUGGAGACAGUGGAAAGCUGCAGUGGACAGGAAACUGGGUGACCUUUUUAGAUACCAUGCUACAGAUGAUGGUGGUCGGGAUUCCAGGUCGCACUCUGCGUUUGCCAACCAGAAUCCGCUCUGUAUACAUUGAUCCUGCUGUCCAUCUGGACAAAGUCUGUGGGUACAACGAUGAGAUGCAAGCUGUUGAUGUCCAUGUAAGCCGCUGCCUGGACAGCAUUGUUGCUGGUGGAGUACAAAUCUCUGGUCUGCAUGCCACUGUGGCCCCCCGCAGACAGCAGCAGCAGAGUCCCCCCACCCUGGAGGAGUUUGUGUUUGUUCCUUAUGUGAUGACAGAGUGCCUUGCAACCAAUCAGACACUAACAGAGCAGUGGAACCUUUGCAAAGCUUUAAUUCACAGACUACAGCGGAAGUUGGCUCCUCAUGGAGUCCAGCUGCCUGUUUCUGGGUUACCAGGAGACUCGACUGAUUCUCCUCCCAGCCAGGAGGUGUCUAAGCCCUGCCUGGAGCGACUGCUGAUGCUCCUGUGUGAACUGGAGCUGAAUGGAAACCUUCGGUCUGAACUGGAGCAGUUGGUUGUUAAGGAGCAGACAUGUCUGCUGCAGGACGGUCUGCUGCAUGGGCUGUUGGAGGAUCCAGUUCUUCGACAUCUCCUGGACAUAAGCAUUGAGAACUGUACGCCAGGGAGGAUCAAAGUCUUGGAGGCUCUUGCAAAUGAUGGCCAGCUUUUCUCUCGUGUGGUACCCCUCCUCAACAUUCAGCCAAUGUUGGAUGUAGACUACACAGCCACAGCAACACACCUGGAUCUUCUGUCCCCUUAUGAAGCCACCCUGGAAGAGCUUGCCGUGGCUUCAGCACAGUGGAAUCCUCUUAAUGACCCAGCUCCUGGAAAAAUGGCUGCAGGGGCAGACCUGGUUGUGUGUAAUCAUGCUUGGGGGGGCCUGAGGACAGAUCCCAGACAGCUGGUGGCCAACCUGGCUUCUGGGGCCAAAGAGCAGGGUUUUAUUCUUCUCCACACCUUGCUGAAGGGCCAGACUCUGGGAGAGACCGUGGCUGUCCUCACCAGCACCACCCAGGGCAACAAUCAAUGUGGACUGCUCACACAGGCAGAGUGGGAGAAAGUGUUCUCUGAGGGCAGUCUGACCCUGGUAGCUGUCCGAAAGUCUUUUUUUGGUUCGGUUCUUUUCCUUUGUCGCUGCAAGUCUCCCAGCAGACAGUCUGUUUACCUACCUGUGGACAGCACCGACUUUCUGUGGGUGGAAAAACUCAAGGCUAUAUUGGCAGAUUCAUCAGACCAUUGUGUGUGGCUGACUGCCUCUCAGGCCCACAGUGGGAUUGUGGGAAUGGUCAACUGCCUGCGGCAGGAGCCAGGUGGCAAUCGAAUACGCUGCAUGUUUGUGUCCAAUCUGAAUGGCUCCUCAGCUACGCCAAGCCUCCAGCCGGGCCAGACGUCUAUGGAAUCUGUGUUAGAAGGAGAUCUGGUCAUGAAUGUUCUCAGAGAUGGACAGUGGGGCUCCUUCAGACACCAGCUUGUCUCUCACGAUCUGAAGGAAGAGCUGACUGAGUCUGCAUUCAUCAAUGUUUUGACCCGAGGUGACCUGUCCUCCCUGCGCUGGAUUUCCUCCCCUCAGCACCGAUCCGUCUGCAUCAGCCCCACUGUGCAGACGUGUCACGUCUACUACAGCUCCCUUAACUUCCGAGAUAUAAUGCUUGCUACUGGCAAACUUCCCCCGGAUGCUAUUCCAGGGGACAUGGCUCUUCAGCAGUGUCUGUUGGGUAUGGAGUUUUCUGGUCGUGACCCCACUGGUCAGCGGGUCAUGGGGCUGCUGCCUGCUAAAGGCUUGGCGACGGCUGUGGAAGCUGAUAGAAGAUUCCUGUGGGAAGUGCCCCUUAGCUGGACAAUGGAGCAAGCAGCUUCUGUCCCAGUGGUUUACGCCACUGCCUACUACUCACUUGUGGUACGAGGCAGGCUCCGACCCGGUGAAACGGUUCUGAUCCACUCGGGUUCUGGGGGUGUCGGCCAGGCUGCCAUCGCUAUAGCACUCAGCAAGAACUGCAGAGUUUUCACUACAGUUGGCUCAGCAGAGAAACGGGCCUACCUGAAAGAAUCCUUCCCUCAACUAUCAGCAGAAUCAUUUGCUAACUCCAGGGAUACCUCUUUUGAGCAGCAUGUUCUGCUCCACACAAAGGGCAAAGGUGUGGAUGUGGUGUUAAACUCUCUGGCUGAGGAGAAGCUGCAGGCUAGCAUCCGCUGUGUAGCCCGACAUGGACGAUUCCUGGAGAUUGGAAAAUAUGACCUUUCCAACGACUCUCCACUGGGCAUGGCUCUGUUCCUGAAGAACGUUGCCUUUCAUGGGAUCCUGCUGGAUGCUUUGUUUGAAGAAGGCAACAAGGAGUGGGAGGAGGUGUCCCAACUGUUGGAAGAGGGCAUUUUGGGAGGUGUAGUUCAGCCUCUGAAGACUACAGUUUUUCAGAGGGACGAAGUUGAGCAAGCAUUCAGAUACAUGGCUCAGGGCAAGCACAUCGGCAAAAUUGUCCUGCAGAUCCGUUCUGAGGAAAAGGGCUCAGCCGUUCAACCCGCUUCGUGUCUGGUUCUUCCUGCUAUUUGUCGUACUUACUGUCUUUCUUCCCACUCCUACAUCAUCACUGGCGGACUUGGAGGUUUUGGCCUGGAGCUUGCUCAGUGGUUGAUUGAACGUGGGGCCUGCAAAUUGGUGCUUACAUCUAGAUCGGGCAUCAGGACGGGUUACCAGGCCAAGCGGGUUCACGAGUGGCAGAAACUGGGUGUGAAUGUCCUGGUUUCCACCAGUGAUAUCAGCACACUGAAGGGAACUGAGAAGCUGAUCUCUGAGGCAUGUGCACUGGGCCCAGUGGGCGGAGUCUUCCAUCUCGCCAUGGUAUUGAAAGAUGGCAUGUUGGAAAAUCUGACACCUGAUCUAUUUCUUGAUGUUGGCAAACCAAAAUGUGAUGGCACCAUGAAUAUAGACAAAGUGACAAGGAAAAUAUGUCCAGACCUCAGCUACUUUGUGGCCUUCUCCUCAGUCAGCUGUGGGCGUGGAAAUGCUGGUCAAAGUAACUAUGGUUAUGCCAACUCAGUGAUGGAACGUGUGUGUGAAAAGCGCCGCUUCGAUGGCUUGCCUGGAUUAGCGGUCCAGUGGGGGGCCAUUGGAGAUGUGGGUGUGGUGUUGGAGACGAUGGGUGGAAACGACACAGUGAUUGGGGGAACCUUACCUCAACGCAUCAUAUCCUGCCUGGAGGUGCUGGACUUCUUUCUGCACCAACAGCAGCCUGUGAUGUCCAGCUUUGUGUUGGCAGAGAGGAUGGUGGUGAGGAGUGAGGCGGGCAAUCAGAAAGACUUGGUGGUUGCUGUAGCUCACAUUCUGGGUGUGCAUGAUGUGAACUGUCUUAACGCUGACGCCUCGUUAGCUGACUUGGGCUUGGACUCUUUGAUGGGUGUGGAGGUUCGCCAGACCCUGGAGCGGGACUAUGACAUUGUGAUGGCUAUGAGGGAGAUCCGCCAACUCACAAUCAGCAAGCUGCGGGAGUUGGCUAACAGCAAGACAGAAGACACAAAUGAAAGUAACCAGACCAAAGCCGAGAAGGAUGCCGCUCGCUCUGUAUUGGAGUCUGAUGUGACCCAGGCGCUAGUGGACCCUAGUGGCCCCACCGUGAUACCACUCAACAAGGUUCAAAGCCAGGAGAGACCCUUGUUCCUGGUCCAUCCCAUUGAAGGCUCUAUUUCUGCAUUCAAGACGCUCGCCUCCAAGCUCAGCAUACCCUGCUUUGGCUUACAGUGCACCAAAGCUGCUCCUCUGGACAGCAUCCAGUCGCUGGCAGCGUACUACGUGGGCUGUAUCAGACAGCUUCAGCCGGAUGGACCAUACAGGAUAGGAGGCUACUCCUUCGGUGCCUGUGUUGCGUUUGAAAUGUGCUCUCAGCUGCAGACACAGAAUCAUUGUGUGGAGUAUCUGUUCCUGUUUGAUGGUUCACACUCCUAUGUGGCAGCUUACACACAGAGCUACAGAGCCAAGCUCACUCCAGGUAAAGAGUCUGAGGCUGAAACUGAGGCCAUGUGUGCCUUCAUCCAGCAGUUCACAGGCAUUGAAUACAACAAGCUGCUGGAGAUUCUACUUCCACUUUCAGACCUGAAGGCUCGCGUCCAGGUGGCAGUGGACCUCAUCACCUCCAGCCACCAGAAUAUCAGCCGUGACUCUCUUCACUUUGCAGCUUCCACUUUUUAUCACAAGCUAAAUGCUGCUGAUGGAUAUGUACCUGCAACAAAAUACCAUGGCAACGUUACGUUACUACGCGCCAAAACCAGCAGCGAAUAUGAACAAAACCUAGGAGAGGACUAUAAGCUUAGUGAGGUUUGUGAUGGGAAUGUGUCUGUUCACGUCAUCGAAGGCGACCAUCGCAGUCUCCUGGAAGCAGCAGGAGUGGAGUCCAUCAGCAGCAUCAUUCAGAACUCGGUGGCUGGGCCACGAGUCACCCCAAAAGAGGGCUAAAAACACCCUGUUCAACCACCAGUUCCACAACAUUCCCCGAAGAUCCCAACUCCAUAUUCUUACCCCUCAUCUUGAGACAAAGCAGAUCCCAAACUGAAGGUGUAGCAAAUGAUGAGUGGAUAAUAAAUCAAGGAACAGUAAUAAUCUAACAGACUUCCCUACUUAUAUUUUAUUGCUUUAAGUUUGUUCCGAUACUUGUUGCUGUUCAUCAUUUUACUGUUACACAUAAACAAGGUCAGGAUCCAUUUAAUUCAUGUUUGUUUCCACCUGAACCCCCCGAGAUGGCCAAACACUGAGAAAUUUAUUUUGUGGGGGACAAUUUUUGGACUAGGGACAUUAUCAGCAACACCCCCUCCCCCCACACGGCUUGUUUCCCUGCAGAGAUAUUUUUGUUCACUAGUUAUUGUAAUAAAUAUUUUUGGGUCAUUAUAACGUGGAUAUUGAGAAAGUCCCAAACUAAUCUUGACAACCAGUGGAUCAGCAUUUAUUUAGAUGAGUAUAACUGUACAAAACAUGAUGUGCAUGAAUUGCUUUCCUUUUUAUUAAUGUUACAUUCAUUGUAAUGAAAUAGAAAAAAAUUCUUAUUGCUUGUAGAUUCACAGGCCUGCAGUGAAUCCAACAAACCUGGAUGAGCGCCUCUACUUUUAAUCAAGCAGCUCUGUGGUUCUGCUCUAUUGGUUUUACUUUGUUCAGGUGGAACUUUGUGAGUUAGCUUACAUUGUUAUGAUCUCACCUGUUUACCAAUGUAAAGCACUUAAAACCUCCUGCAUUCUAGUGUCUCCUUUUCUAUGCUGACAUGAAGUUCAACUCAAGCAGUCUCUUUGAUGCAACCAGUGACACUGUAACAAGCUAGUAAUGAAAUGCUGUGAAUGAUUAGAUGGUGUUCUGUCUUAGGAAGUCCAGUUUAGUUUCCUGUCCUGAGAUCUCAGUGGUCCAUGAAGGGUCAGGAAAUGCAGUAAUGAUGUUUUCUCCUAAAUAUAUUUCCAAUGUUUAAAAGAAUAAAUAAAAGCUUCUUAAAAAACAA
Messenger RNA from Girardinichthys multiradiatus, 8839 nucleotides. RefSeq names its product fatty acid synthase (gene fasn). The transcript has 42 exons. Gene Ontology annotation, cellular component: cytoplasm. Gene Ontology annotation, molecular function: phosphopantetheine binding; 3-oxoacyl-[acyl-carrier-protein] synthase activity; fatty acid synthase activity. Gene Ontology annotation, biological process: fatty acid biosynthetic process. The record is from RefSeq and is a predicted model, not a curated record. Bases 268 to 7815 code for a protein of 2515 amino acids. Lineage: Eukaryota; Metazoa; Chordata; Actinopteri; Cyprinodontiformes; Goodeidae.